Messenger RNA from Paramecium octaurelia, 1589 nucleotides. Lineage: Eukaryota; Ciliophora; Oligohymenophorea; Peniculida; Parameciidae. The record is from the annotation of a GenBank genome assembly.
AUGUUACUUUACACAUGUGUUCUAGCAAUAACUCUUGUGUUAUCCUUGGGUUAAGAGGACUUGGAGUCCGAACUUAGGACGAAAUCAAAACGAAUAACUUAUGAGGACCCAGUAUAAUCUUUAUAUCCAUAAUUAAGGAUCCCUAUAAAAAUCUUAUUUAGUGGUUGAAGGAUGGCAAGGCGGAGGUGUCUAAAGUGCAGAUUGAAGUCAAGAGCGAAGGCUAUAGAACACUGAGAGCUUCUCAAUUUAUUCGAUAAGGAGAGUGGGUCCUCUUCGUUCCACGCACUCAUUAUCUUUCAUUGGAGGAAGUCAAGAAAAGUUGUCUCAUCAAUAGAAAAAUGAUUCAGCUCAACUAUAUUCCCAACAACAUUCAGACCUACUUUGUCAAUCACUUACUCUAAGAGAAUAGGAGGUAUAUACAGUGUUUUUGAUUCAAAAUAGACAAAAUUCCUUUUGGAAACCCUACAUAGACGUGUUGCCAAAAGACGUGAGCGGAUUUCCAACUUACUUUGAUGCAGAGCAAGAUGCAUUACUUAAGGGAUCACCAACAUUGUUUACAGUCAUGAAUCAGAGGAAAAUAUUCAGGGAGGAGUACGAUAAUUUGAAAGAGGCAGUGAAAGAAUUUCAAAGAUAUGGAUAUACCUAUAAUGAUUUUGUUAAAUUCAGAAUUCUCACUAUAUCUCGAAGUUUCCCUGUCUAUAUAGGUGAGAAUGAAUAACAACAACUAUUGGUCCCAUUGGCUGGUAUAUAUUAUAUAUAUAUAUGAUAGACUUCAUCAAUCAUGAUAACAAUGGAUUUCUGCAAUAUGGGUAUUCUCCAGAUGCAGAUGGAUUCUUUAUGUAGGCUGUCAGGAAUAUCCAGAAGGGAGAGGAGUUAUUUUACAAUUAUGGUCAAUGGUCAAACAAAUACUUUUUUAUGAAUUAUGGAUUUGCCAGUCUAACAAAUCCAAUGAAUCAAUUUGAUUUUGAUGUCUGUUUGGAUAGAAAUGAUAGAAUGUUUAAGAUGAAAGUUGAGUUGACUGGAGGAAAUAUUUGUUGGGGUAACAGAUUGGUCAAUGAAACUGAUCAUGACACUUUCAGACAAUCUUUGGCCACUGUCAGAUUCGCUUAGAUAUCUAAAUUGGAUGAUUUCAUGUAAUUAGAGGAAGAUGUCCAAAAUUACAAUCAAUUUUGGCCAGGAUGGCACACUACGCCAAAAACUAUUGAGUUGGAGAAGGCUACAUUCAAGGCUUUGAGAGACUUGUUAGUUUCUGAAUUGGCUAACUUUGCCAGUACGAUUGAGGAUGAUCAAAGAAGAUUGAAUGAUCCUUCGACUCCUGAGUUUAGAAGACAUAUCAUCAUGUUGACAAUGAGGGAAAAGCAAAUCAUUAAGAAGAAUAUUGAAGUUUGCGAUAUGAUGUUGUCUGUCAUUGAUAAGACUUCGGAAGUAUUUAUUUAUAAUUAUAAAUUUAGUAAUUAAAAGAUUUAAUGAGAUAUUACAAUUAUAGGGAAAUAGCAAGAUUUGUAAAUAGUGAGAUUAUUCCUAUGAAAUUGGAGGCAGAGGGACUUGCAUGAUUAAAUAGUAAAUCCAUCUAAUAUAAUUAUUGUGAC